UUGUGUUGUUGACGCAGCAAGCUAACCGCUUCUCACUAUGAAACCUCCUCAUUUGUAUCCAAACUAAACCAUUAUUCCACACCGACUCCGCCUCGAUCACUUAAACAGAGCCCACAACGCCUAAAUAUACAGAUUAGAGGUGUUUGUAACGUUUAAAAGAGGUUUAAACAUGUCAAUUGAGUACGAGGAACAGCUAGCCGGAAGCCUGGUUGACUCUUUCCCGAAAGAUUUCGGCUAUGGCGUGGAAAACAUGGACAUGAUGCAGGAAAAUCUGGAGAAUUCUCCCUCUGCUGACAAUAAACCAAGAAUACUGCUCAUGGGACUGAGGCGCAGUGGAAAAUCUUCAAUACAGAAGGUGGUGUUUCAUAAAAUGUCUCCCAACGAGACGUUGUUUCUGGAGAGCACCAACAAGAUUCACAAGGACGACAUCUCCGGCAGUUCCUUUGUGAACUUUCACAUAUGGGACUUUCCGGGGCAGGUGGAUUUUUUUGACCCGACCUUCGAUUACGAGAUGAUUUUCAGGGGCACCGGCGCAUUGAUUUUCGUCAUCGAUGCCCAGGAUGACUAUGUAGAGGCGUUAGGGCGGCUUCAUCUGACAGUGUCGCGGGCGUUCAGGGUGAACCCAGAGAUCAAUUUUGAGGUGUUUAUACACAAAGUGGACGGUUUAUCGGAUGAUCAUAAGAUAGAGACGCAGAGAGACAUUCAUCAGAGAGCUAAUGAUGAUCUAGCCGACGCCAGCUUGGAAAAGCUUCACCUCAGUUUCUAUCUCACUAGCAUCUAUGACCACUCUAUUUUUGAGGCCUUCAGUAAGGUGGUCCAAAAACUCAUCCCUCAACUGCCCACACUGGAAAACCUCCUCAACAUUUUUAUUUCUAAUUCCGGAAUUGAGAAAGCGUUCCUGUUUGACGUGGUGAGUAAGAUCUACAUCGCCACAGACAGCUCACCGGUGGACAUGCAAUCGUAUGAGCUGUGCUGUGACAUGAUCGAUGUCGUUAUUGAUGUCUCGUGUAUUUAUGGCCUGAAAGAUGACAGCAACGCUUAUGAUAAGGAGUCUCUGGCCAUUAUAAAGCUGAAUAACACCACAGUGCUUUACCUGAAGGAGGUCACCAAGUUCCUGGCGCUGGUCUGUAUUCUGAGAGAAGAGAGCUUCGAGAGGAAAGGUUUGAUAGACUACAACUUCCACUGCUUUCGGAAGGCCAUCCAUGAGGUAUUUGAGGUGAGCAGCUCCUCCCAGAGGACGGGAGCAGCGGUGCAGUCCAGCCCCCCUAGAUGCAGCGGCAACGGUCUGAGCCGGCUCAAAUCUGCAGCUCUAAAUGGUACAGCCAGAAGUCUGGUUUAACCCAGGACACACGGACCUCAAAGAGCACAGGGCCUUCACACUAGUGCGCUGAGUUUGCACCGAUGUACACAUGAGAUUACUGGAGUGUUUCUCGAGUUAUACCUGCUGUUCCAGGUGCACAGAGACACAACAGAAGACUCACAGAACUAUAUUGCUGCUUUUUUAUGAAUCUAUGAUGUGUGUGUGUGUGUGUGUGUGUGUGUGUGUGUGUGUGUGUGUGUGUGUAUGCCAACAUAGUAUCAGCUAUUAUGAAGAGGGGACAUGGAAAACUUGUGCAAUUUAACCAACACACAAUAAAAGAACACAGUAUGUCCAUUCACCCAAAGCAAAAAAUGUAGUAGGCUGCCUACCUAGACACCAUUUUUGACAUCAUAAUGCGCCUGUUAUGUGUCUAGGUAGCUCGCUAAGUUUUGAGGCAGCCCACGUUUCAGGGGUUUUAGGAUCAAUCCUGUGAAAACAUGAACAGGUCACAUUUCACUCCAAAAUCAAAAGGAAAAAAAAUAAGAAUUUAGAUUUUGCAUAAAGGGAAUAUAAUUCUGAUGUAUUCUUGACAGGUUUUGAAGAGAUUGACAGGUCUAUUAACACUGUUCCACACAAUGUUGUCGCAGAAUUCCCGGGCCGCCCUGUCUUUGGUGUUGGCCUGAUAUGUGAUGGAGUUGGCUGCCUCUGUUAUUUACUCAUGAGGAUUUUAGAGGGAAAAUAAAGGGAGAAAAGACUAAAGACACUUCAAAUUAGUUUAGUAAGUCUGUAUAUCUCUGUGAACUUAAAUCACAUAUAGAGACUUUCUAGUUAUGGAAUGUAACUUUUGUUUGGCCAGAUAUCUUUUCAGUUUAAUAAACUGGAGAAGAAAACAAUUUUUAUCAGCCAAGAUAAGAAUUAUGCAGUGUAAUUUUCCAUAUAAUGGUGUUCUGCUAUACUGAUAUGCAUGCAGAAAACAGAGUGAUGACACUGUUUGUUGAACAUGAGAUAAAGGUAUUAUGUUUCCAUGUGUUAAGUCCCAGGGUCCAAAAUAACUUUGUGAUUCAUUGUUUUAUUCAUAUUCAAAAAUGUGUGUGUGAGAGAGAGAGAGAGAUAG
Messenger RNA from Myxocyprinus asiaticus (Chinese sucker), 2414 nucleotides. Its product is annotated as ras-related GTP-binding protein C-like. Lineage: Eukaryota; Metazoa; Chordata; Actinopteri; Cypriniformes; Catostomidae. Bases 170 to 1339 code for a protein of 389 amino acids. The record is from RefSeq and is a predicted model, not a curated record. The transcript is spliced from 7 exons. Gene Ontology annotation, molecular function: GTPase activity; GTP binding. Gene Ontology annotation, biological process: cellular response to starvation; regulation of autophagy; positive regulation of TOR signaling. Gene Ontology annotation, cellular component: lysosome; nucleus; Gtr1-Gtr2 GTPase complex.